Molecule: messenger RNA, 2525 nt
Organism: Silurus meridionalis
Lineage: Eukaryota; Metazoa; Chordata; Actinopteri; Siluriformes; Siluridae
Gene: sox18
Product: SRY-box transcription factor 18
Exons: 2
Coding region: 246-1529 (427 amino acids)
Biological process (GO): angiogenesis; positive regulation of transcription by RNA polymerase II; vasculogenesis
Molecular function (GO): DNA-binding transcription factor activity, RNA polymerase II-specific; RNA polymerase II cis-regulatory region sequence-specific DNA binding
Source: RefSeq, a predicted model, not a curated record
GGAGCUGAAUAAACUCAGCCUGUUUGGACAGCAGAAACUACUGAGCACUGGUAUCCAUCUUGGGAAUUUAUUUUUCUUCUCAACCAACAUCAGACUAACAUUCCUGCUUUGAUGCUUGUUGUUUUUUUAUUUCUGUUCUUCUGGUCUUAAAUUUUUUACAAACAACCAGAAAAGAAAGUGACAGCUCUUGGCUUUAAUUUUAGCUAACUUUGUGUCAUUAUCAUCAUAAGGUGGUCUUUGCUGGAAUGAAUAUAUCUGAGUCUAGUUAUUGUCCAGAGGCCAGCACUCAGCCCAGCCAGGUUUUGGAGUGUGGAGCAUGGGUCGCUUCGUCAUCUUCCAGCCCAAUAGGUCCUGAGCGCAGCCGCAGGUUUGAUCAUGAAGCAGGUGGUGGAGUGAAGGAGAGGAGAUCAGGAAGCCCGGAUUCAAGCCAAACAAGCAAGGGAAAGUGUGGGGCUGAGCCGAGGAUCCGCAGGCCCAUGAAUGCCUUUAUGGUGUGGGCUAAGGAUGAACGCAAGCGGCUGGCAUUGCAGAAUCCAGAUCUGCACAAUGCUGUGCUGAGCAAGAUGCUGGGCCAAUCUUGGAAGGCUUUGAGCACGCUAGACAAGCGGCCCUUUGUAGAGGAAGCCGAACGUCUUCGGCUGCAACAUCUCCAAGAUCAUCCCAACUACAAAUACCGUCCACGACGCAAAAAGCAGCCCAAAAAGAUGAAGCGAGUGGAGCCUGGCCUGCUUCUCCAUGGUCUAGGAGGUUGCUCGGGGAGUGGAGAUGGAUACCCCCAGCACCCUCAUCCUCACCACCUUCUUCCUUCUUUGGGUCACUUCCGAGAGCUUCACCCUGGAUCUGGUUCACAGGAUCUGGAGAUCUAUGGCCUUCCUACGCCAGAGAUGUCUCCUCUGGAUGUCCUGGAGGAGGGCGGAGGAGACUCUGUCUUCUUUCCCCCUCACAUGCAGGAUGAUGUGAGCUUGGCACCUUGGGUCAACUAUCAUCAGCACCAACAGCAAAGCCAAAGCCACCAUGUUAACCACCUUAACCCGAAUCUCCACUCUCUCCACCACCCCCACCUUAACCAGAAACCCGCACCAGGUUGCCGUUCCAUGCAAGAGAAAUCAUCAGAAUCUACGAACUGUCACAAUCUCUUUCCUUCGCAUUCUAGUUUAAGCAUGCCAGAACAGCAUAAAGUUUCACAUCCCUCUAGUGUUCCACUUCAGUGUGUUUACUAUGGUCAGAUUUAUGGAAACACCCCACAACAGCCCUUCACCUCUCAACUUGGCCAACUUUCUCCCCCUCCAGAAUCAUCCACCCCUGUUCCUGCUCCUCCACCAGUUCCAACACCCUCCCUGGACAAUAACGACCUAGGACCUUCGGAAGAUUUCUGGAGCGAAGUGGACCAUCAUGAAUUUGAGCAGUAUUUGAGUGCCAGCAGGACUCGAGUAAACAGGAGCACUGCUUGUGAAGAAAGCAGCCCACUCAUAUCAGCCCUGUCUGAUGCCAGCAAUGCUGUUUACUACAGCACCUGUAUAACUGGAUAAACUGGACAUUAUCCUCUAGCAAAUGCUAGUUCUAAAAUCAGGUGUAAAUUAUGUUUUGUUUUUUUGCAAGAUUAUCAAUAUUUGUUUGAUUUGCUAAUUACAUUUUACAUGUUUUGCUUUUUUAAUUGACUUGUUUCAAAUAUUGAUAAAGAAAUUGAAUAGUUUGUUUUUGUAUUUGUUUUAUUUUUGGGUUUUUUAGAAAUUGCGGAAGAAUACGUGUACAUUCCAGACUACAGAAAGAUGUUUUAUUUUGCACCACUUUUUUUUUUUUUUUUUUUUUUUACAGGCUUCAUGAUGUAUAUUUCCACAAUCAGUUUGUCAAAAGUUUAGCAGACUACAUUCAUCUACAGUAUUCACAGCGAUCAAAUUGAGGCUCCAAAAGCAGGGACACUAAGAAUGUGAAUGUUUCUUUCAUUUUCUCAGAGUGUUUUGUAUUUUUUUGCAAUCUUUCUUUUAUAUAAUUGUUUAAAGAAAUAUAUUAUGUUUUGCACUGGGUCAGAAUGUUUUGAACUGUAUGAGAAACCACUCCUUAAAUUCUGCACUUGAUGUCUUCUCAAGCAAGGAAAGCCGUGUUCAUGAAAGAGACCACAAAAUCAUCUCUGGAAUUUGGAUCUCUUGAAGACUGUAAUUUAUUGAGUCUUUUCUUGCCAUAUGACUGGAAAAGGUCAUUUAGUAUGUAUGUGUAUGUAUGUAUAUAUGUAUUUUAUUAAUCCUCAGUAAAUGUAUUGUGUAAUCCUCUGAGUCAGCAGUUGAGAGACUUUGAGUUAGUAAUAUCUUUCCAGCUUUUGGUAGUAAUUAUCUUCAAAUAGAAGUGUUUUCAAUAAAAAAAGUCUCUCAGCCAUUCAAUCAAAAGAUGUAAUUGGAAACAUACAAUUGUGUUCCAUAGAAACGUUUUCCCACACUGAAGAGGAUUUUGAUUUUAUACAUGUGAAAAUUUUUUUUUUGCAUUUUAAAACUUUUGUUCUUAAAAAUAAAUACAUUUGUAUUGCACAUCAA